This is a messenger RNA of Naumovozyma castellii, 729 nucleotides long. RefSeq names its product F1F0 ATP synthase subunit 4 (gene ATP4). Lineage: Eukaryota; Fungi; Ascomycota; Saccharomycetes; Saccharomycetales; Saccharomycetaceae. Bases 1 to 729 code for a protein of 242 amino acids. The record is from RefSeq and is a predicted model, not a curated record. The transcript has a single exon.
AUGAAUUUCUGUUCAUUGACACUGAAGUCUGCUACCAAACCUUUAUUGACCCAGGGGGUUCGUUAUGUACCAAUUAGUACCAAUGUGCGUUAUCUAUCAAGUCCCAGCACUCCCCCUCCAGUAAAGGAUCCAAAAACCAAAGCCAUGUCAAUAAUUGAUGCCCUUCCAGGAAACAGUGUCUUAUCCAAGACAGGGAUUUUAGGAACUUCUGCAGCAGCAGCAAUUUAUGCUAUCUCCAACGAAUUAUAUAUUGUUAAUGACGAAUCCAUCCUAUUACUUACCUUUGCCGGGUUCACUGCAUUAAUGGCCAAGUUCGUAGCACCAUUAUACAAGGAUUUUGCCAAUGCUAGAAUGAACAAAGUCUCAAACAUUUUAAACGAAUCUAGAACGAGACAUGUCGAUGCAAUUAAGGAGAGAAUUGGCUCAGUUUCUGAACUACAGAAUGUUGCCGAAACUACUAAGGUUUUAUUCGAUGUCUCCAAAGAGACUUUAGAAUUAGAAGCUAAGAAUUUUGAAUUGAAACAGAAAGUUGAUUUAGCUGCCGAGGCCAAAUCUGUCUUAGAUUCUUGGGUAAGACAUGAAGCAUCUUUACGUCAAGAACAACAAAAGCAAUUAACUCAGUCACUUCUUGCAAAAGUUGAAUCUGAAUUGUCAAAUCCUAAAUUUCAAGAGAAGGUUCUUCAACAAUCUAUCGCUGAUGUUGAGAAAUUGUUUUCCAAGUUGAAAUAA